Messenger RNA from Cephus cinctus (wheat stem sawfly), 1234 nucleotides. It is a transcript of the gene ics, whose product is annotated as ras suppressor protein 1. The record is from RefSeq and is a predicted model, not a curated record. Lineage: Eukaryota; Metazoa; Arthropoda; Insecta; Hymenoptera; Cephidae. Gene Ontology annotation, molecular function: protein binding. The transcript has 8 exons. The coding region runs from base 1 to 852 and encodes 283 amino acids.
AUGAACCAGGCCCCAGUUUCGUGUAUUCCUGCCGGGAAGAUGUCAAAAGCGAAGAAGGUCCUCGAUGAGGCUCGAGAAAUUCAAAAUCCUGAGCUGGAUUUGGCCGACAAGGGUAUCUCCACGUUCGAGGAGAUGCCCGGUUUACUGAACAUGCUGAAUAUCACUCGGUUGACAUUGAGUCAUAAUAAGAUUCAAGCUGUACCACCCGGUCUGGCAAAUUUAGUCAAUCUGGAAAUUCUUAAUCUGUUCAACAACCACAUUACGGAACUUCCCAUAUCCUUAUCUCAAAUGCCUAAACUUAGAAUUCUCAAUGUUGGAAUGAAUAGACUGGAUGUACUACCACGCGGUUUUGGAGCAUUUCCUGUUCUAGAGGUUCUGGACCUCACAUACAAUAAUCUUUGUGAAAAAAAUUUGCCUGGAAAUUUUUUUAUGAUGGAAACUUUGAGGGCUUUAUAUUUGGCUGAUAAUGAUUUCGAGUACCUACCUCCUGAGAUUGGUCAACUUAAAAAUUUACAAAUUCUUGUCUUGAGAGAAAAUGAUUUGAUUGAAUUACCCAAAGAGAUCGGAGAACUCAGUCGUCUGCGUGAACUUCAUAUUCAAGGAAAUCGAUUGACCGUGCUUCCGCCAGAGAUAGGGAAUUUGGAUUUAGUAAGUAAUAAGGCCGUCUUUCGGAUGGAAUUCAAUCCUUGGGUUACGCCGAUUGGAGACCAAUUACAAGUUGGUAUAUCUCACGUAAUGGAUUACAUCCGUUCCGAAACUUAUAGAUACGUAUACAACAGACAUCUUGGUGCUAAGGGACCACCGCCACCAAUUGAAAACGACAAGAGCAAGAAAAUUUCACGAGCUCGUUAAUGAAAAGCAGUGCACUGACAAUUUCAAUAAGUUAGUCUAAUACGUAAUGCCAAUGACUAAUAAUACUUUAACAUUUACUUUACACUGCCGUUGUUUGUAUAAUUAUACUGAUCUGAAGAAUUUAACUAGUGAACAGAAUGGUGUGCCUUAUGUGUUUUAUCAACACAGCUUUAUAUCUUCUUGUUAACCAUGUCCUAAUAUCUAUUAAUAACAAAUACCGAGCUUGUACUUUUAUAUUGCUUGAUGCUUUGUAAUGUUAUAUGCGAAAACUUAUAUGUAGAAUUAAUAUUUUUAAGAAUGUUUACUUGCACUUAUUUAUCAUUGACGGGAUCUAUUACCCAUCAUACUGACACGAAUAGAGAUAUAUUCUAUGUAUAACCAA